UGUGAGGCCUCAAGUUUUACGGGUCGAUCUCGCGCGAAGUUUCGAGAGCACUGGCAGAAUGAGAAACUGGCAAGCAGAUCACCGUGCCAUCAUUGGCUUUCUAUGAGUGACGUCUUCGCGGCCACAAUGCUGCAGGGCUCAAAUAAAGACGCAGGCAGUUUCCAGAGCUUUACUUGGUUUCUACACAUCAAUGAAACUUCCUUGAAUCAUCAAGCCCGAUUCAAACCACCUGGACUUGCAUCAUUCCAGACAAAGAUCACCACUUGGCACAGCUUCAAGACCCGGGAACACGAAGACAAUGUCCGACAAAACAUUCCACGUCACCGGUGAGGACGUUCGCAAGAUGGAGUCGAAGGAGUCGAAAUUCCAUAGUGGCCAGACACCGAGGGACUCGGACACAUCUGCAAUGAAGCAACUCUUCUCAGAACAGGAAUCCAAGCAAGACCAGAUCGAUCGGGUCAAGGCGAAUCUACCACUCCCAGAUCAGCCCGUGGGCGGAGCGAGCGCAGAUCUCCAAUCCGCAGACCAGCGCACGGUGAACGUCGGCAGUGGAGGUGUGAACGUAAAAUUGGGCACGGGCUCGGCUUCUGGGUUGAGAGAACCGGCAACAGCCGAAAGCAGCGUGAGAACAGAUGGGGGGGAAUUCAACAAGGCGACCGAGCCGCCUCGUCCAUAAGGCCACAAAGCGUGCGAGCCUCCAUAAGUGACAGAGACCCCAGAUGGUAGGUGGUAGGUGGUAGGUGGUACUGUAGGUGGAGAAGGAUCAUGACCUAGUCAUCGAAAAAAUGGCAUGGGACAGCAUUGGGAAUCAUACAGAGGAAGGGAACUUCUCUCAGCGGAGUCUGUAUCUUGAAGCGCGUAGCUCGAAAGAUCUCAACAUUGUACAUGGCUCAAAGAGCUCCACGUUUAGCUGUACUUCUGUUCAGUUGAAUCACCUUUGUUCCC
Cladophialophora immunda is the source of this 945-nucleotide messenger RNA. RefSeq lists its product as uncharacterized. The transcript is spliced from 2 exons. Bases 299 to 676 code for a protein of 125 amino acids. The record is from RefSeq and is a predicted model, not a curated record. NCBI's taxonomy places the organism in Eukaryota, Fungi, Ascomycota, Eurotiomycetes, Chaetothyriales, Herpotrichiellaceae.